Cydia splendana is the source of this 1149-nucleotide messenger RNA. Its product is annotated as transient receptor potential protein-like. NCBI's taxonomy places the organism in Eukaryota, Metazoa, Arthropoda, Insecta, Lepidoptera, Tortricidae. The annotation marks the transcript as partial. The transcript is spliced from 2 exons. The record is from RefSeq and is a predicted model, not a curated record.
AUGAACCUAGUGGCAACUGACAAAAAAGAUGAGCCAAAAGAAAUAAAAACCAAUGAUGGGACUAAACCUGCCGGUGAUGAAGCAUCGAAGGAUGCAAAGACCCCGGAUAGUGUUAAUAGUGGACAAAAAGAUGGAACUGGUGACAAGUCAUCUACAAAUACAAAACCAGAAGACUCAACCAAACCAGCUGACAAAAAAGAUGAACCAAAAGAAACAAAGACCAAUGAUGAGACAAAACCUGCCGCUGAUGAAACAUCAAAGGAUGCAAAGACCGCGGGUGGUGCAAAAAGUGAAAAGGAAAAUGAAUCUAGUGCCAAAUCAUCUACAGAUACAAAACCAGAAGACUCAUCCAAACCAGCUGACAAAAAAGAUGAGCCAAAAGAAAUAAAAACCAAUGACGGGACAAAACCUGCCGGUGAUGAAGCAUCGAAGGAUGCAAAGACCGCAGGGGGUGCAAAUAGUGAAAAGAAAGACGAACCUAGUGACAAAUCAUCUACAGAUACAAAACCAGAAGACUCAUCCAAACCAGCUGACAAAAAAGAUGACUCAAAAGAAAUAAAAACCAAUGAUGGGACAAAACCUGCCGGUGAUGAAGCAUCGAAGGAUGCAAAGACCGCGGGUGGUGCAAAAAGUGAAAAGGAAAAUGAAUCUAGUGCCAAAUCAUCUACAGAUACAAAACCAGAAGACUCAUCCAAACCAGCUGACAAAAAAGAUGAGCCAAAAGAAAUAAAAACCAAUGAUGGGACAAAACCUGCCGGUGAUGAAGCAUCGAAGGAUGCAAAGACCGCAGGGGGUGCAAAUAGUGAAAAGAAAGACGAACCUAGUGACAAAUCAUCUACAGAUACAAAACCAGAAGACUCAUCCAAACCAGCUGACAAAAAAGAUGACUCAAAAGAAAUAAAAACCAAUGAUGGGACAAAACCUGCCGGUGAUGAAGCAUCGAAGGAUGCAAAGACCGCGGAGGAUGUUAAUAGUGGACAAAAAGAUGGAACUAGUGACAAGUCAUCUACAAAUACAAAACCAGAAGACUCAUCCAAACCAGCUGACAAAAACGAUGAGUCAAAAGAAAUAAAGCCCAAUGAUGAGACAAAACCUGCCGGUGAUGAAGCAUCGAAGGAUGCAAAGACCCCGGAUAGUGUUAAUAAUGGA